Messenger RNA from Manduca sexta (tobacco hornworm), 1059 nucleotides. RefSeq names its product fatty acyl-CoA reductase 1-like. Lineage: Eukaryota; Metazoa; Arthropoda; Insecta; Lepidoptera; Sphingidae. Gene Ontology annotation, biological process: long-chain fatty-acyl-CoA metabolic process. Gene Ontology annotation, molecular function: alcohol-forming very long-chain fatty acyl-CoA reductase (NADP+) activity. Gene Ontology annotation, cellular component: peroxisome. Bases 81 to 752 code for a protein of 223 amino acids. The transcript has 6 exons. The record is from RefSeq and is a predicted model, not a curated record.
CCGUCGAUCUGUAGAAUAUAGGCACUCUAUUCUGCAUUCAAAAUCAACUUUUUGAUUCGAUUUUCCAAGAAAUCGCAGUAAUGGAUCCCGCAGAAGUUUUAAUGGAAGAAGCGAAAGCGCGUCAAAAGCCGAUCCUGGAAGCGGCAACUCGCGGUGACUCGGAGAUACAGCGAUUCUUCAGCGGCACGACAGCCUUCGUCACUGGAGGCACCGGCUUUCUCGGGAAACUGCUCAUCGAGAAACUGAUCAGAUCUUGUGAUGUAAAGAAAAUUUACGUCAUAUUAAGACCGAAAAAGGGAAUGUCAAGUAAAGAGAGAAUUAGUGCUUUACUAAAAGAUUGUGUAUUUGAUAACCUUCGCGAAACUAAUCCAGAUUUUGGGAAUAAAAUAGAACCAGUCGAAGGAGAUGUGGCCGAAUUACAACUCGGCCUUAGCGUCCAAAGUUGGGUCACCAUAGCCGAAGAGGUCGAUGUUAUAUUCCACAUGGCAGCUACCACUAGAUUCGACGAGACUUUACGUAAAGCGACUCUGAUCAAUGUGCGUGGUACCAGGGAAAUACUUGCUCUAGCGGAGCAGUGUAAAAACCUAAGGUCAUUCGUGUACGUAUCGACAGCAUACUGUCAAGCGACUCGAGACAGAAUCAAAUCAGAAGUGUUGGAACAGUUCUACCCCAGCCCAAUAUACCCGGAUGCAUUGAUAGGCAUGGCAGAGAGUAUGGGGGAUGAGAGGCUGGUCUCCAUCACGAAGGAGUAAGUAGAGAUAUUCAUAUUUGUGGUUAAAACAACAAAUGAAAACAGGUUACUUGGUGGUAACGGAUCACUAACAAAGCCAAAGGAAGUUUUACCAUCAUGCACAUGCACCGCAAAUAAUGCAACCUGUUUGCAGGUUAAUUGAUGGUUGGCCCAACACUUACACGUUCACAAAAGCAGUAGCGGAGGAAAUUGUACGCAGCUACCUCGGAGAUCUACCAGCUUGUGUAGUAAGGCCGCCUAUCGUUUUAGGUGCGUAUAAUGAACCAUCGCCGGGAUGGAUUGACCCGUCCUGCGUCUACGGAGCCACU